CUCUCUCCUCCUCACUGAACUGACACGACAAACCAGUCCGACCAGUCCGCAGCACAAAUGGCAGCAGACCGGACCGGGACGACGCUCGAGGAGAGUGCAGAGGUCCAUGCAUCAGAUCUGGGGCCGUUUGAGGACCUGGGGUGUAACAUCCCGAAGAGACAUGCCCGGGUCACCGUGAAGUACAACAGGAAGGAGCUACAGCGGCGGCUGGACGUGGAGAAGUGGAUCGAAGACAGUCUGGACCGGCUGUACGCGGGACAGGAGGGUGACAUGCCAGAAGAAGUGAACAUCGAUGAUUUGAUCGACCUGCCUAACGAUGAGGAGCGAGUCAAAAGGUUACAGGAGCUUCUUCGAAAGUGCAGUAACAGCACAGAGAUGUUCAUCAAAGAGCUGGUGGCGAAGCUUGAUGGAGUUCAGAAACAGGACGAGCUGCAGAGCGAAGGCAUCGAGCAUCCGGUCAUCUGCCACAGCCACUAUCGCCAUGAGCCCUACCACUUCAACAACCCACAUCAGCAGCACUUCCAGCACAAACAAGGCCAAAACCAGCCACUCUGAUGACCCAUGAGCACACACACCAACUGUUUGAUAUCAAAAUACAAAUUGUCGGUUAUGUUGGAUGAUGAAAGGCAAAAAUCAGUGAAGGAUUAGAUAUACCAUAUGAACUGCUCUUUGCAGAGACUUAGAUCAGUCCCACUCCUAUAACUGUCUAAUAUUAAGCUACAGCAGGCCUAGCAUGAAGACAGAAAUUGGGAACUAACUAGCCUGGCUCUGUCCAAAAGCCACAAAAUCCAUCCACCAGCAUGUCUGAAGCUUACUAAUUAAUAUUAAUUACCAUGUGGAGUCUCUACUGGUUGUCUGGCAACCUUAGAAUGGUGACAAGAUUCCAGGAAGUCACUGAUAAAGACAAAGAAAUAGCCUCACAUAUAUCCUGCUAUAAAACCAUAACAUGUCAUUCAUACACUUCAGUUUAUAAUUAAACAAAGGAGGCAUAACAUGUUUAUACAUAUCAACUCCUUCAGAUGCCCCCCUUUAUCAUCCAGUAGAAAAAUCUGUAAAAUCCAUAGUCUGUAGGACCCAUAAAUGACACCAAAUAUAUUACAUGUGAACACUUUGGGUUAACUUUAUUUAAAAAUCAUCAAAAGGGAUGUUUAAUUGUGUCAGUGUACAGCAAAAAAAUGAUGAACAGUCACAUCCUGAAUGUGAGACAUCAAGGUGGCCACAUACAGUGUCUGUGAAGCAAAGGAACAUUUAGAUCCACACUGUGCAGAGACAUAUUCAUCAGAGAGAGAAUCAGCCACAGAUGAUGUUUGUGCUUUCCAAGUGCUGAUGCCCUGACAAAUGUAAAAAGGGCUGAAGUUAAACUUUGCAACUUCGUAGCACAACACAAUCAGCCAAUGGCUGCAGCAAACCACCUGACUGAACUUUAACUAUGCCUGUGUAGACUUGUUUAAAUUCAGUAGGGUUUUAGGUACACAUCUGUCGGCAG
Acanthochromis polyacanthus (spiny chromis) is the source of this 1486-nucleotide messenger RNA. RefSeq names its product protein phosphatase 1, regulatory (inhibitor) subunit 14Aa (gene ppp1r14aa). The record is from RefSeq and is a predicted model, not a curated record. Gene Ontology annotation, cellular component: cytoplasm. The coding region runs from base 58 to 555 and encodes 165 amino acids. NCBI's taxonomy places the organism in Eukaryota, Metazoa, Chordata, Actinopteri, Pomacentridae. Gene Ontology annotation, biological process: regulation of phosphorylation. The transcript has 4 exons. Gene Ontology annotation, molecular function: protein serine/threonine phosphatase inhibitor activity.